AUGGCCACCAACACUGAACAGCUUGCCAGGCGGGCGCAGUCGAUGGAGAGGGACCUCUCCAGGCUCGCGGACAGCGGCGUCUCUGCCGUGGAUCUCGCUGCUCCUCUCCAGGAGUAUCGCCUCGCUUGCGAGAACGUCAUCUUUGCCGACUUCGAAGGCGCCUCUGCCAGAGGCAUUGAGAAGCAGCUAUGGAACGUCCACCUGAAGGUCAAUGGUGCUUUCAGGAAGGAGCUGAAGCUUGUAAAGAGGAAUAACAGGGACCAUGUCGUCGAGUACCGGAAACUCGCCAAGCACUACUUGCAAUUCAUCAAGGCCAGCCAGCGAUUCUACCGACAGUACAUCUUGAAUUUGGAUGCGCAGUUUGACCGGCUUCCUGAGUUGCGGAAAAUCGCGCAGAAAUGGAAGGAUGAUGUCUCCAAAACAGCUCUUCGAGCGCGCAUCCCCGCCUCGUCAAAACCCCAGGUCCUGUUGUCUUGCCACCAGACCCUUAUCCAGCUUGGCGACCUCUCCCGAUACCGCGAAACCGAACUCGUUGAAAAGGAGCGCAAUUGGGGGCCAGCGACAGGAUACUAUGGGCUGGCCUGGGAGAUCAAUCCCGACUCGGGCCAAUCUCACAACCAGUUGGCCGUUAUUGCGCGUGAAGACGGAAACCACUUUCGUUCGACCUAUCAUCUCUAUCGAUCUCUCGCCAGCAAAGAGCCGCACCCGCUCGCCAGGCAGAAUCUUGAGCUCGGGUUCAAGAAGAUUGUGACUGCUUGGUCUAGGGGCGAAUUGAUCAGCAACCGCACGUCUCCGGAUGGAAAUACUGCGGGACGGGCUCUUGUCGCUUGGUUUAUUAGGCUGCACAGCAAGUGCUACAGCGGUAAAGAAUUUGCCCAGCACGACGAAUUGGAAAAUGAGGUCCUGUCUCAGUUGACCAUUGAGCUCAAGGAGCGUUCAUUGGAUUCGAUACUAUCCAAGAUUAUUCUCAUAAAUCUGGCUGCUGAAUAUUACGCAACUGUCCAAAUGGCUGAAUCCCCCCCGCCAGAAAACAUUAUGCAAACAUAUUUCUACUACCUUCGGUUGAACGUGAAGACAUUCUUCACUCUUCUUCAAAUCCUGCAGUCCGAACUGGAACGUCUUUCCGAGGGCGACGAUGUCAAGGAUCAGAAUGGCACGCGCGCAUCACAUCUGUCCGAUAAGAUAACGGCCGUUGCCAGGCGCAUACUUCCGGGGCUCCGACUCUACAGCACCUGGUUUACCCGGUAUCACCACAUCCUAUCUGCGAAUGUCGCUGACACUUUGACGACGGUUGAGGUUCAAGAGCUUUGGAAAGCGUAUGCUGCAACGUUGACCCUCCUUGCCUCAAGUUUUCCUCCAGAACAGCUCCCAAACCAGGAUUACAUGCUCGAAGAGGAUACCGAUACCAUUGGUUUCCAACCUCUGAUAUCCGAAGAAACCAUUAAGCGCUGGUACAAUGGCAACAUCCUGAAGCAGAAGUGGACCGAUUUGGAGCGAAACCAUCCCAACGUUGAGAUGCUUAUGCGAGUCCGGGAUUUGAUGGUAGAUGGCCUACUUUUAAUCAAAAAUCACCCCGAGGCUCCUUUGGAGAUUGACAACAUGCGAUUCAUCUAUCGAGAGGCUGGACUUCCAUCUGAACUGCUCGCAAGUCCAAAUAACCGCCUUGAUGGUUCUCCAGCGAUACCUGCAGCUGAACCCGUCGACUUUCCGUUGUUCCCACAGGAAGAGUUGAUUGCUGAUGAUCAGAAAUCGUAUAGCGUUGCUGCAGCUUCCGAAUCCGCUUCUACUACACUAGCAAAAGAUCCGGCUAUGAAUCGAAUGGUGGAUGACUUGGUUGGUCCUGAUGAUGGUUUGGAUCCUCUUCCCGAAGAGGACGAGAACAUCCCCCCAACUCCACCAGAGCAGACAUUCGAGGAUACGACGAUGGUUACGGAUACCUCGUAUGGAAUUGGUCCGCUGACGGUUAGCGACUUCGUUAAUGCUGUUCAAAACUACAGCAAGCCCUUAGGAUCUCCUGCAACUCCAAUAUUUGCCACGCCUAUGGGUAGGGCUCCCUCGUCCUCGUCCAUUCGUCAGCCCGCGAAUUUACCUUCUCUCCCAGAUGGUCAGUCAAAUGGGAAUUCGAUUUGGAACCGCAACUACAAUGGCACACCAGGCCCCAGCUCUCCUCUGAUUGGUGGCGGGAGUGGGGUUCGGGGCUCGCCUUUGAGCGGAAUGCAUGCAUCUGUGGCCUCUGGGCAUGUUCGCGGAGAUUCGUCCAACUCCCUUCGAAGUUCCGAUUGGACCUCGACGCCUGUCCAGCGACCAGUCUCUGGCGGCUUGGGCAGUGGUGCUGCUUGGGGAAGCUCAAGUGCAUCUGUUUACAAUUCCAUCUAUGGAAACAGCUGGAACCGUGCCGUGAACUCCACGGACUUGAACAUUUUGAGUCCGUUCCUGUUCGAAAAGGACAGCGCGUGGAACCCCGACAUUGACGGUCGCACACCACCGCCUGGUCAAGGUGGUUGA
This is a messenger RNA of Lindgomyces ingoldianus, 2505 nucleotides long. RefSeq lists its product as uncharacterized. Bases 1 to 2505 code for a protein of 834 amino acids. Gene Ontology annotation, molecular function: protein binding; telomeric repeat DNA binding; telomerase RNA binding. The transcript has 6 exons. Lineage: Eukaryota; Fungi; Ascomycota; Dothideomycetes; Pleosporales; Lindgomycetaceae. Gene Ontology annotation, cellular component: telomerase holoenzyme complex. The record is from RefSeq and is a predicted model, not a curated record. Gene Ontology annotation, biological process: nuclear-transcribed mRNA catabolic process, nonsense-mediated decay.